Molecule: messenger RNA, 528 nt
Organism: Nicotiana tabacum (common tobacco)
Lineage: Eukaryota; Viridiplantae; Streptophyta; Magnoliopsida; Solanales; Solanaceae
Source: RefSeq, a predicted model, not a curated record
AUGGUGCGUAGUAUCCCGCACACAGAGAAGUUGUUCAUUGGCAGAGAUUUCAAUGGCCAUAUUGGAGCUAGUGCUAGGGGUUAUGAUGAUAUGCAUGGCGGGUUCAGUUUUGGGGAUAGGAAUGAGGGAGAUAAUUCACUGUUGGAUUUUGCUAGAGCUUUUGAUUUGGUUAUAGCUAACUCGAGUUUUCUGAAGAGGGAAGAGCACGUGGUCACUUUCCGGAAUUCAACGGGCAAGACUCAAAUUGAUUAUCUUCUCUGUAGGAAAUGUGAUAAAGGUCUAUGCAGUGAUUGUAAGGUCAUCCCAAGUGAGCACCUCACGACCAUACAUAGGCUCCUAGUUAUGGACCUGGAGAUUAAGAGGAGUAAGAGGAAGAGGGCGGGGUGCAGGAAACCUAAGAUCAAGUGGGGUAACUUGACCAAGGACAAAGCUCAGGAGUUAGGGGAGAAGUUGUUGGCUAUGAGGGCCUGGAUGAGCGGGGGGACGCGUCUAGUAUGUGGUUCACGACUGCGAAUUGCAUUAGGAUAA